AUACGUGCAGUUACGCUAGGACACUAAGUUAGAAGUGGUCAGGACGUUGAAUGUGAUACCAUAUUACAUUAUUUAUAACAUGGCACAAACUAAAAGACUUAUUAAAUACUCAUUUGCGUGCAACUUUUCCAAAAAUAAUAGCAAUGCUACUUUAUGUGGAAUUAGACCAAUGAGUUCAUGGUGGUCUCAGGUGGCUAUGGGUCCACCAGAUGCAAUUUUAGGUAUUACAGAAGCAUAUAAAAAAGAUCAGAAUCCGAAAAAAAUUAAUUUAGGAGUUGGUGCUUAUCGAGAUGAUAAUGGUAAACCAUUUAUUUUGCCAAGUGUACAAAAGGCAGAAGAUAAAAUUAUGAGUAAAAAUAUGGACAAAGAAUAUUCACCAAUUGCAGGAAAUGCAGAAUUUUGUAAACAUAGUAUUAAGUUAGCACUUGGUGAUCAAAAUGAUAUUAUCCAAAAUGGUUUGAAUGCUACUGUUCAAGGAAUUUCUGGCACAGGUUCACUUUAUAUUGGGGCAACUUUUUUAUCCCAUUUCUUUCCUGGUAAUAAAGAAGUUUAUUUGCCAACACCUACAUGGGGAAAUCAUGCUCCUAUAUUUAAACUUGUUAAACUUCCUGUAAAAUCAUAUUGUUAUUAUAAUUCAGAAACAUGUGGACUAAAUUAUGAAGGUGUUUUAGAAGAUUUAAAUGUUAGUAACAUUCCAGAACAAUCUAUUGUUCUUCUGCAUGCAUGUGCUCAUAAUCCUACUGGUGUUGAUCCUAAACCUGAACAAUGGAAAGAAUUAGCAGCAGUAAUAAAGAAACGAAACCUUUUCCCUUUUCUUGAUAUGGCAUAUCAAGGAUUUGCCUCAGGUGAUAUAGAUAGAGAUUCUUUUGCUGUAAGAUUAUUUGCAAAAGAAGGAAUUAAAUUUGCUUUGGCUCAAUCAUAUGCCAAAAAUAUGGGUUUAUAUGGUGAACGUGCAGGAGCAUUUACAUUGAUUACUUCCGAUAAGGAUGAAGCAGAACGUGUUCUUUCACAACUAAAGAUUUUGAUUAGACCAAUGUAUUCUAAUCCGCCAAUUCAUGGUGCUAGAAUUGUUAACGAAAUUUUAGGAAAUUCACAAUUAAAACAAGAAUGGCUUGGUGAUAUACAAACAAUGGCAAACCGUAUUAUUUCCGCGCGUCAGCAAUUGCGUGAUAAUCUUAAGAAGUUUGGCAGUUCCCAUGAUUGGUCACAUAUUACAGACCAAAUUGGAAUGUUUUGUUAUACUGGCCUUAAGCUUCCUGAGGUAGAAAAACUUACAAAAAAUUAUAGCAUUUAUUUGACAAAGGAUGGUAGAAUAUCUAUGGCAGGAGUAACAUCAAAAAAUGUAGAAUAUCUUGCACAAGCUAUGCAUGAAGUUACAAAAUAAUGAAAUAUUUUGAUUAAUGAUUAAAACAUUCAACUAAAUCCUGCCUUUAGUUUUCAAGUACACUUUACAAAUAAAUGAAGUA
Messenger RNA from Eufriesea mexicana, 1466 nucleotides. RefSeq names its product glutamate oxaloacetate transaminase 2 (gene Got2). Lineage: Eukaryota; Metazoa; Arthropoda; Insecta; Hymenoptera; Apidae. Gene Ontology annotation, molecular function: L-aspartate:2-oxoglutarate transaminase activity; pyridoxal phosphate binding. The record is from RefSeq and is a predicted model, not a curated record. The transcript has 8 exons. Gene Ontology annotation, cellular component: mitochondrion. The coding region runs from base 80 to 1384 and encodes 434 amino acids. Gene Ontology annotation, biological process: L-aspartate catabolic process; biosynthetic process.